AUGGCACCCCGGCUCCGACAUAACGAUUACACGGUGGGCUGGGUCUGUGCCUUGCCGGACGAGCUCACCGCAGCGCAGGAGAUGCUGGACGAAGAGCACCACGACCUCCCUCCGAGCGGCAACGAUACGAAUAUAUACUGUCUAGGCCGCAUUAGCGAGCAUAAUGUCGCUCUUGCCUGCCUGCCUGCGGGUUUCAUAGGCGUCGCCUCCGCCACGGCCGUUGCUAUGCAAAUGAAGUCUACUUUCCCCGCCAUUCGGUUUGGACUCAUGGUGGGGAUCGGAGGCGGCGUUCCAGGCAAAGACGCUGAUAUCCGUCUCGGGGAUGUUGUUGUUAGCCAACCAGGGAAGGGUCAUGGUGGGGUGAUCCAAUACGACUUUGGAAAAUCGACGCCUAGCGGAUUCGAGCGGACGGGGUUCCUUAACGCGCCACCCCUAGUACUUCUUAAUGCGGUCACGAAGCUUCGAUCCAACCAACGCCGAGGAAGAAACCGUCUCUCGCUACAUCUAUCGAAGCUUAGCGACCUCCCCGAUUUCUCCCGCGAUAAAGCAGAAAGUGAUAUGCUGUUCGAAGUGGGGUAUAAUCACGUUGGAGAAGAUAGCUGCGUAUCAUGCGUACCGACAAGACAAAUACAAAGGGAGGAUCGGGCAAACAGCACGCCUAUGGUCCACUACGGCACGAUCGCAUCAGGCAACCAGGUGAUGAGGGAUGGGACUAUAAGAGACCAGAUCAGCUCGGAGUUCGGAAGAGUGCUCUGUUUCGAGAUGGAGGCGGCGGGCCUAAUGAACAACUUCCCCUGUCUAGUGAUCCGCGGCAUCUGCGACUACUCCGACUCGCAUAAGAAUAAGAGGUGGCAACCAUACGCUGCAGGAACGGCGGCAGCGUACGCGAAGGAGCUGCUUUUGAUUAUUCCUGCGGCGGAAGUGGCGAAGACGCAGACGAUUGAUGAAGUAACGCGAGAGUAUCUUCCUUUCUCACGAAAUCGAAAGUUUGUUGGCCGAGACACCGACCUUGAUGCGUUAAAAAACAAGCUCUUCAUAAGCAAAGAAUGCCAGAAGAUGGCCCUUGUUGGCCUCGGUGGUGUCGGCAAAACACAGAUCGCGCUCCAAUUCGCGUACUGGGUUAGAGAAAAUCAUCCAGAUUUCUCUAUCUUCUGGUUACCGGCGCUGAGCAUGGAGACGUUUGAGCAGGGGUGCACGGAGAUAGCAAGAGCGCUAAGGAUACGUCAGUCGGAAGACGGCAAAGAAGAUGUCCGGAAGCUAGUGCAGCAACGGCUCAGCGCGAAGACCAAAGGCAAGGGCAAGUGGUUGCUAAUUGUCGAUAAUGCCGACGACAUGGACCUCCUCCGCGGCGUAGAGGAAGAGGAAGGCUUAUUGGACCUUUUGCCCCAGAACGACAACGGUCUAACUUUGUUUACCACCCGGCACAACGAAGUUGCGCAGUUAGUGGCCGGUAGCGAUAUGGUUGAAGUCGAAAAGAUGGAAAAGGAGGAGGCAAUGAACUUGCUGAAGAAAUCCUUAACCUUAAAGCGCCUGCCCAACGACGAUGGGCUUAUGACGGACCUUCUCGUUGAACUAGACUAUCUCCCCCUAGCUAUUACCCAAGCGGCAGCAUACAUCAACACAAACAGAAGCUCCAUCUCUGAGUAUCACCGGUUACUUAAGAGCUCAGAGCAGGACGCCAUCGCGAUGAUGAGUACUGAAUCCCCCGACAACACACGAUACAAAAAGUCGGUGAACGCUGUAGCAAAGACUUGGAUAAUCAGUUUUAAUCAGAUUCUUAAGCAUGAUAUAGUGGCAGCAGACCUUCUUGCCUUUAUCUCGUGUAUCGAAUGGAAGGCGAUCCCAUACUCAAUUCUACCUGCUGUUCAGCCCGAAGUACGGAUGGCGAGUGCCAUCGGCACGCUUUAUUCAUACUCGUUCCUGGAACGAAGAGAGGACGGUAAGAUGCUUGAUAUGCAUAGGCUUGUCCAUUUAUCAACGAGAAUAUGGAUCAGUCAGAGGGGCCGUGAAGGAGAAACAAGUAAGGCGGUACUGAAACGCCUCUCGGAAGUUUUUCCGUGUGACGAUUACACGCAUCGUGAGAUCUGGAGACAAUAUCUGCCGCAUGCGGCGCGUAUAGGGCAAAUCGAGCAAUGCCAAGAUACCGAGGAGAAGAGCGAGCUCUGUCUGAAGGUAGGGCGAUGCCUAUACGUUGAUGGGAGGAUAAAGGAAACUGUCGUCUGGCUACGGGAGUCUUGCGAGUGGAGGGAUAGAAAUCUUGCUGAAGAUGACGCAGAUCGAUUGGCGUCGCAGCAUGCGCUUGCCGGAGCAUAUCAAGCAAACGGACAGGUUAAGGAGGCGGUCGAUCUACUGGAGCGUGUUGUCGCGAUACGAGCGGAACAUGCGCUCGCCGGAGCAUAUGAAGCAAACGGACAGGUCAAGGAGGCGGUCAAGCUGCUAGAGAGUGUUGUUGCUUUAAAGCGGAAAAUUAUGGCGGAAGAUCACCCUUCGCGAAUUGUAUCGGAGAGGAUGCUGGCUUCCUUCUAUAAUGAUAUGCUAAAGAAGCCUGAAACAGGGCAGGCGACCGCCAACGAUGUAAUGUUGUUUGGGUUGAAUGCGAACCAAUCGAGAUAG
Eremomyces bilateralis CBS 781.70 is the source of this 2613-nucleotide messenger RNA. RefSeq names its product kinesin light chain. The coding region runs from base 1 to 2613 and encodes 870 amino acids. Gene Ontology annotation, molecular function: protein binding; catalytic activity; ADP binding. The record is from RefSeq and is a predicted model, not a curated record. NCBI's taxonomy places the organism in Eukaryota, Fungi, Ascomycota, Dothideomycetes, Eremomycetales, Eremomycetaceae. The transcript has 4 exons. Gene Ontology annotation, biological process: nucleoside metabolic process.